AUGGUUAGGUUCUUUAUCUUUAUAGAUUAAAAUUAAAUAUUCAUAUUCCAUAAAUAGUCAAUGCCCAAUGGCCAAUAGGCAGAAACAUGGUCUUAGAAGCUGAUGUCAAGAUGGAAGGUUACCAAAGAUAUAUUCUUAAAUYAUGCUUAAUUAAAUAAAAGAUCUAUUAAAUAAAACUUCUGAUUUAUUUAGUAUAUUUUACUGUUUUGUCGUGGGCCGAAUAUAGCAGAAAAUUGACUUGGCAUAUCAUAAUCGUUGACAGUAAUGUGGCAGUAACUUGGUAUUUGGUAGUCAGCAUGAUAAAGAAUAAUUAUUUAUCAUAGUAAUCAGUUGUUGUAAUUCAGUAAUCAGUAUCUCACCAAUAAGUACAGGUGUUUGAUACUUUGAUCUCACACUCACUAUUUCAGGUUCAGACUUCAGACGUUCCACGUUCAGACUUCAGUCUUCACUCUUCAAUCUACAGUCGAGCGACGAGCAUUUGAACGUUAACAUUACUGGUUCUUCGACUUCUAGACUUUUAUUGAACAGAGUAAAUUAAUAUAUUAUACAUAAUACUCUAUUCUACUGUAAUAGUCUGUACUGUUUUAAUUAUUAACGUCCAUAAUUUAUUAGAUAGAUCAAUAGUUUUUAACGUAUCUUAUGCAAUUAAAAAAAAUAUAAUAUUUUAUUUUAUUUUUUUAUUUGAUACAUAAUUAUCGGUUAUUAAACUUAGAACAAAAUGGUCAGUGAAGUAUUAGAUACUUGUCAAAAAGUAAUUAGUCAAUCUAAAGAUGUGAAAAUUAUUUCAUCAAAUAUUCCAAAAUUGGCACUAAAGAUUUAUACAUUAAUAAAAGAAGAAAAGUUGACUCUUGAUGAGUUUAAAAAAUGUCCAUUACAUCCAAAAAAUGAAGACGAAGAAGCAAUAAAUUGGAUAUUUAUUGUUGAUUCUUUAAACUAUUGUUUUUUUGAUCCAAAUAAUAAAUCGCAUUGGAGUGUUACUUGGAAAAAUGAAAAACACACAGGCUAUUUUGGAUUGUGUGCUGCAAUCAAUAGAGCUAUAGAAAAAGGAAUAAAAAUGACUGAUAUGAAAACUUGUUUGGAAUUAACAAGAAAACAAUUGGAUGAAAUACUUUUAGGAGAUGAUGGGACAACUCUUCCUCUAUUACAAGAAAGGUAUUUGUGUUUACAACAAUCUGCAGAUGUUUUACUAAAAAAAUAUGAUGGAAACUUUGUAAACUGCAUAUUAGAAGCGARUCAUUCUGCUCAAAAUUUAUUAAACAUAAUUUCUAAUAAUUUUUGUCAUUUCCGAGAUGAAUCCAUUUAUAACAAUCAAAAAGUUGCUAUUUAUAAAAGAGCUCAAAUUUUGAUUGCUGACAUAUGGUCAUCAUUCAGAGGUACUGGUUAUGGUGAAUUUCGAGACAUAGAUACUUUAACCAUGUUUGCAGAUUAUAGAGUCCCUCAAGUUCUAUUAUACUUUGGUAUUUUGGAAUAUUCAGACAAAUUAAAAGAUACUCUAAAACAAGGUAUUCUUCUUAAACAUGGAGCACCAGAAGAAGUGGAAAUUAGAGCAGCUUCUAUUGUAGCAGUUGAUUAUGUUGUAAAUGAAGUGAAAAAAUUGAUGGCAAAAUAUAAUACACAUAAGAUUUGCAAUUCUAUUAUGGUUGAUACUUAUCUAUGGGGUUAUCGGAGAGAAAAUGCUGCAAUUUUGGAAGACACGCCAUAUCAUAAGACAUUAAAUAUAUAUUAUUAGAACUAUUUCUUGAUCAAAUACUAUAUGAAAAUUGUACAUUUUUAUUUUUAAAAAGAAUAUAACAAGUAUUUGGGUUUUCGAUGUA
Messenger RNA from Diuraphis noxia (Russian wheat aphid), 1814 nucleotides. Its product is annotated as queuosine 5'-phosphate N-glycosylase/hydrolase. NCBI's taxonomy places the organism in Eukaryota, Metazoa, Arthropoda, Insecta, Hemiptera, Aphididae. The record is from RefSeq and is a predicted model, not a curated record.